Messenger RNA from Sander lucioperca (pikeperch), 1049 nucleotides. It is a transcript of the gene dusp23b, whose product is annotated as dual specificity phosphatase 23b. NCBI's taxonomy places the organism in Eukaryota, Metazoa, Chordata, Actinopteri, Perciformes, Percidae. The record is from RefSeq and is a predicted model, not a curated record. Gene Ontology annotation, biological process: protein dephosphorylation; cilium assembly. Bases 410 to 865 code for a protein of 151 amino acids. Gene Ontology annotation, molecular function: protein tyrosine/serine/threonine phosphatase activity. The transcript is spliced from 3 exons.
CUAAGUUAGGAUCGAUGGCUCGCAUUAGCAACGUUAACAAAACUGCGUGGGAACGUUAGCUAGGUGGUGUGAAUAUGACAGUUUCUGCUACGUAGCCUCUAAGUGUCUUGACACAUUAUUUAACGUUAAACUAACGUUAGAUGCUAUGCAUUCUUCUAAUCUUUCUGUAAAACUAGGUGGAGUCUGGUGAGGCCUACAGUGUAUGUUUUAACAUCAGGCCUGUGGCUUAUUAUGUUGAAAUAUGUACUGUUGUCAAACUAAUCCCCCCUCUCAGACACUGCACUAUCUGGUCUAGCCAUUGACAUGGCUGCAAAAACGGUUUAAUUUCUGUAGUCAGCGUUUAGUUUUGCACUUUCUCACGGUCUCUUAAUCCACUUUACCUUUCAAAUUGUUGUAAAGUUUGACAAACAUGGCCUCCACACCUCCACACAAUUUCUCCUGGGUAGAUCCAGACAAACUGGCUGGACUGGCGCUCCCCAGGAUGACAUCUGAAUACCAGUACCUGCUGGACAACGGUAUCAAACACCUGGUUUGCCUGUGUGAGAGAAAACCACCUUACUAUGACUCGUGCCCAGAGUUACAGCUGCACCACAUCAAGAUAGCGGACUUCACUCCUCCUUCACCAAGUCAGAUUGAUAGAUUCCUCUCUAUCGUGGAAGAGGCCAACUCCAAGGGGGAGGGUGUGGGAGUUCACUGCAUGCACGGUCAUGGGAGAACAGGGACCAUGCUGGCCUGCUACCUGGUGAAGACGAGGAAGAUAUCGGGGGUCGACGCCAUCAAUGAGAUCCGCAAUCUGCGGAAAGGCUCGAUUGAAACUCACGAACAAGAGAAAGCUGUGGUGCAGUUUUAUCAGCGCACAAAGUAGCUUUUACACAAGUAACAUACAGUAUGUGCUUCUGUUAGGAAGCAGAAUAACAGUGGUUUUUACAGAGAAUAAGCACACAAUAAGUGGAAGAAGUGCCUCAAUUAUAUUGCUAAAUGAACACUUUAUUAUCUCGGAAUAGGAAAAAACAAGAAUGAAUGCUUAAAAAGGUAAUGCAUAAAAAAAA